CCCAGAGGGAGGGUCAGAAGUACGGAAGGCCAGAGCAGGGCACUGUAAAGCACAGGCUCAAAGUAGAGGACGAUCUUGCUUUGGUUUGAGGAUGUACUACAUUCAACAAGUAUUUACUGAGCACUUACCAUGUGCUAGACACUGUGCCAAGUAUUGAGGAUGCUGCCAUCAAGAAGACUGGUCCAUGCCCUCAAGGAACUUACAGUCUGGUGGGGGGAGAUAGACAACAAAGAGGUCACUGGUGCCUCAGCGAGGUGUUAACACUCACAACUACUUCCUACUACUGCCUGAAGCUCAGUUUCCACAUGUGAUAAUGUGAUAAAAAUACCUACCACUUAAAGACUGUUCAGAGGAUGAAAGGAAAUGAUGUGUGUGAAGAGCUUAGCACAGUUCAUGGCACAUGGCACCAGGGAAAGAACCUCUCAACAUCAGACGGUGACCAGUCUGGUGACGUACAGCUACAACCAUGAACUACCCCCUAACCCUGGACAUGGACCUCACGAACUACAAUCUGGAGGACCUGUACAAGGAAUUAGGCAGCUUCAAUGACAGCGCGGAGCCCCCCACGGUGGAAAAUCACCUCUGCUCCACAGUUGAGGGGCCCCUCCUGAGCUCCUUCAAGGCCGUGUUCAUGCCCAUGGCCUAUGGCCUCAUCUUCCUCCUGGGUAUGAUGGGGAACAUCCUGGUGCUGGUGAUCCUGGAGCGGCACCGGCAAACACGCAGCUCCACUGAGACCUUCCUGUUCCACCUGGCGGUGGCCGACCUCCUACUGGUCUUCAUUCUGCCCUUUGCUGUGGCCGAGGGCUCUGUAGGCUGGGUCCUGGGCACCUUCCUCUGCAAAACUGUGAUUGCUCUGCACAAGAUCAACUUCUACUGCAGCAGCCUGCUCCUGGCCUGCAUUGCUGUGGACCGCUACCUGGCCAUCGUCCAUGCCGUCCACGCCUACCGCCACCGCCGCCUCCUCUCCAUCCACAUCACCUGUGCAACCAUUUGGCUGGCGGGCUUCUUCUUCGCUUUGCCAGAGCUUCUCUUCGCCAAGGUCAGCCAACCCCAUCACAAUGACUCUCUGCCACGCUGCACCUUCUCCCAGGAGAACCAAGCCGAAACCAAUGCCUGGUUCACCUCCCGCUUCCUCUACCAUGUCGGAGGAUUCCUGCUGCCAAUGUUGGUGAUGGGGUGGUGCUAUGUAGGGGUGGUGAACAGGCUGUGCCAGGCCCAGCGACGCCCUCAGCGACAGAAGGCAGUCAGGGUGGCCAUCCUGGUGACGAGUGUCUUCUUUCUCUGCUGGUCACCCUACCACAUCGUCAUCUUCCUGGACACCCUGGCGAGGCUGAAGGCCAUGGGCAAUAGCUGUGAGCUGAAUGGCUAUCUCUCUGUGGCCAUCACCAUGAGUGAGUUCCUGGGCCUGGCCCACUGCUGCCUCAAUCCCAUGCUCUACACUUUCGCCGGCGUGAAGUUCCGGAGUGACCUGUCACGGCUUCUGACCAAGCUGGGCUGUGCCGGCCCCGCCUCCCUCUGCCAGUUUUUGCCUAGUUGGCGCAAGAGCAGUAACUCUGAGUCAGAGAAUGCCACCUCCCUCACCACCUUCUAGCUCCCAGCUCCCUUCUGUUUCUGUUUUCUUUGGGGGGAUGCAGUGAUGCUAGAACCCCUUCCAACAGGAGCUGGGAUCCUAAGAGCUCAUCUUGGCCAGUGUCCUCAUAUGGGGCAGCUAGAUGAACCAACCCCUCUUUCCAGGACAUCCCUGCCAGCUCUUCUCUCAGCACCUAAGAGUAAGUGCUAGACUAGAGUCCAGGGAGGAGAAAGCAGCCCAAAGGCAAAGCAAAGGAUACCUGUACCUGUCUGCAUCACCUUGGGCCAAGAGGACGCCUCACACCUUCUCUCAUGUUAACCAUCCAAAGCUCAAGAAACAACUUUUACUUCUGCCCUUGCCAAUAGGGAAAGUCAGUCCCCUCCCAGAA
This is a messenger RNA of Diceros bicornis minor, 1958 nucleotides long. It is a transcript of the gene CXCR5, whose product is annotated as C-X-C motif chemokine receptor 5. The transcript is spliced from 4 exons. Lineage: Eukaryota; Metazoa; Chordata; Mammalia; Perissodactyla; Rhinocerotidae. Gene Ontology annotation, cellular component: membrane. Gene Ontology annotation, biological process: immune response; chemotaxis; lymph node development. The coding region runs from base 467 to 1591 and encodes 374 amino acids. Gene Ontology annotation, molecular function: C-X-C chemokine receptor activity. The record is from RefSeq and is a predicted model, not a curated record.